Messenger RNA from Blepharisma stoltei, 1213 nucleotides. Lineage: Eukaryota; Ciliophora; Heterotrichea; Heterotrichida; Blepharismidae. The record is from the annotation of a GenBank genome assembly.
AUGGAAAGUCAAGUAAAUAUAAAAGGAUUUCUGAAGAGUCUUAGUGGAGAAUGCUUAAAAGAAAUGCAAAGUGAGGAAUUUAGAGCCAAAUGAAGCCAAAAUAAAAAUUCAGUUAAUAACCUUGAAUUGAAAUUAUACUGAGUUAGGUUGAAUAAUAUAUAAUUGAAAGAUUAUGCUUUACCCUUUACCUUUCGAGCAGAUUUAUAUGCAACAUCUCACAUUUAUAAAGCAAUUCAAUUGAAACUAUUAUAUAUAUUACAAAAAUGAUUUAGCAAUAAUAAAUAUUUAUAGUUUUUAAGAGAAUUCACAAGCUUAUAUCUAUAAUUCAUCUGAAAGUAUCAUAAAAGCUAAAGAAAGACUGCUAUUAAGAAGUAUAUGCUCGCUUCCGAAAUCCACUACAAUUGAUACACAAAAUAUGCUAACACAAACAACAGCUCCUUCAAUUUCUCCAAAAAGCAAGGCAAGUGCAGAAUUUGAAGAUUCGUUAGAAGAAAAUUCCAUUAAAAAGACCAUUACAAGCCGCUCAAUAUCUCCUAUCUUAAGCUUGCGAGAGUCAAAAAUACUAAUGAAAUCGCUAAGAUUAAGCCGAGACUUUCCUCCAACCGAUCAAGAAAUCAUUGAAAAUCAAAUCGCUACUGAAAGACUAUACAAAGAAGCGUUAGAAUUCAAAAGGGAAGAAAUUAAAUGCAAAUGGGAUUGCAUAAGAGAAGAAAAAAUCAGACAAGAAAACAGGAAAAAAAUAGAAGAAUUAAAAGAAAUAAAUUACCAGAAAAACAAAAAUAGCGAGUUUAAAAAAGUAUUAGAGGAAAUCGAAAAAAAUAAAAAAUUAGAAGAAAGGAAAGCAAAAGACGAAGAAUUCAAAGCACUUUUAGACGCAAAAAGAGCUUUGAAUAUGAAGGACAGUGUGAAACUACGAGACGAAUUAGAAAGAAAUGUAAAAAAUAUGUAGAAAGAAAGCCACAAAUUAAAAAUCACAUACGAAGAAUCACAGAAACUAGAAAAGAAAAUGUAUAUAAAGAUGAAAAGAGAAUACGAUCAGGACUCCCGGGCAGCCUCCAAGUUGCUAAAAACCGCCAAAACUUCUGUUGAUCUCACAGAAGAGCGCUUCAACAGAUCUCAAAAACUCGCACUAACUCUCGAAGAUGCCUUAAAAGAGCACAAAGAAGCCCUUUCUAAACUUCUGUCCACGAAAAAAGCUCUGCAUAAAUCUUAA